AUGCGGCAUGAGUUUCGGAAGGCCCAAGUGUUGGUGGAGAGAGCUGUUGAUGCAGUGGAUGCGGCAAAUGCCCAGUUGGCAUUAGGGGGAAUGUAUGUGUCUAAAGCUCAGACACAGCUCUUAGCGUGGGAAGAAGCAGAGAAGUCGAAGGAGGAUGGUGGAUGCAUUAAAGGGACAUUUGGCCAAGUUGUGACACAUGAUGGUUUCUUGAGGGACCAAGCAGAGCAUGCUCAGAGAAAAUUAAAUGAGCAAGAGUUGGAACGAUGGAAGGAAGAGGCUAAGGAGCGGUGGAAAGUGUUCAACAACUCACAGAAGGCAGAAAUAACAAGCUGGCAUGAAGAAAAAGCGCACUUGGCCACACUCAAACAAAAAGCACCACCAAAGCCACUGGAGGUCCGAAUGAGGGAGUGGAUGGCCAAAAAUUAUCCACAGCUUCAACAAAACAAGCCCUUCACAUCACUGGAGGAUGCAGGACACUGA
Cantharellus anzutake is the source of this 480-nucleotide messenger RNA. RefSeq lists its product as uncharacterized. The record is from RefSeq and is a predicted model, not a curated record. The coding region runs from base 1 to 480 and encodes 159 amino acids. Lineage: Eukaryota; Fungi; Basidiomycota; Agaricomycetes; Cantharellales; Hydnaceae. The transcript has a single exon.